Messenger RNA from Argiope bruennichi, 1826 nucleotides. Its product is annotated as mitotic spindle assembly checkpoint protein MAD2B-like. The record is from RefSeq and is a predicted model, not a curated record. NCBI's taxonomy places the organism in Eukaryota, Metazoa, Arthropoda, Arachnida, Araneae, Araneidae. The coding region runs from base 67 to 702 and encodes 211 amino acids. The transcript is spliced from 6 exons. Gene Ontology annotation, cellular component: zeta DNA polymerase complex.
GAAAGACGCGAGACGGCGUUGUUUACUUUCAAAAUCAAACCGGAGCGCGUCGUACGAUAGAUAGAAAUGGCUAGGGUAAUACCAACUGUACCACUCGCAGACAUUCCCGAACUUCGGUCUUCUGUGGGCUUAUGCGGAUUUAUGGAGGUCGUUAUCCAUCAUCUUUUGUUUGUAAAAAACGUUUAUCCCAAAGAAGCAUUCUCUAAAUCUGUGCGAAAAAAUGUUACUGUUUGGAAAUGUGACUGUCCAGAAGUCCAAAAGUAUAUUAUCAAUUUCCUCAACUUUGCUCAUAAGGUUCUUAUACAGAAAAGGAAGAUUACACUUGGUUUUGUCUUGUGCAGACGAAACAACGAAGUUAUUGAAGAGUUCGACUUCGAAUUUAAAGUGCACGAUUUGUUCGUUGAAAGUGAAUCGCAGUUGGUGUGUUUGUUGGAUAAUUUGAUUUCCAUCUGUGAAGAUAUUCAUAAAACAAAUACCUUCUUUGAUUUCAAUACAGUUAACUCAGGAGCAAAAGAAAUAACUUUUGAAUUGCAAAUUGUAUUUGAUCCAGAUGAAGUUGAAGAUCUUCCAAAUCAAGAUCCUGAAUAUCCCAUGAUUUUACAUCGUGCACCUGCAAAAAACCCAUUGAAAAAAGUUACCCAGUUGAAGAAGGAGCGUAAUAAGACAUAUGAGGUGAAAGCUUUUGCUCUGAAGAAGAUGUAAAUUUGAUUCUGCACUUCAACUUACAUUGCUACCUGACACUCAAAUAUUCAUGAUCACUUUGUAACUAUUUUAAUAAAAUUUUAUAAAUAAUAGAAAAUUUUGUAUUGUUCAAUACUAUUUUACAAUUUUUAUAAUGCCAAUUUGUAUAUGCUAACUUUUAUAAUGCCAAUUUUUAUAUGCUUUUAUAAUGCUAAUUUUUUAUAAUGCCAAUUUUUAUAUGCUAAAAUCAUUGCUUCUGUUCUCUUUUCAAUUCAAAGAAAAAUACAGCCUGUGAAAGCAAUUAGUUCCUUGAGUCAUUUUAUGAAAUUAUAGUUUUUAAUCCAAAAUUUUAAAAUCUUUUUUUUUUUUUUUUUUUUUUUAAUAUUUGCAUUUUUAAUGAAAUGUAGAAUGUGAUAUAUUUGACAUUCCUAAUUCAGAUUUUAUAAAGUAUGGUAUUGAUUUAUUUAAGUUGGAAAAUAUCAGUUUUGUUCGUUUAUUUUCAAACAAUUCAAUGAAAUUUUUAAAUAUGUAAACCAUUGGCAAGAUGCUAAACUAAGUUCAAAACCUGAAUUUUAGUGACAAAGAUUGAGUUACAGUGAGAUGUGGUAUCAUUUAGUUUUAAGAUUGUAGAAUUUGUUUGUGAAAGUUAACGAUUAUUGUAUCAGUGUAAUCGAAUAUUUAUUUCUAGAUGUGUUAUCAUGUCCUUUAAGCUGACAAAGUUUUAUAUCAUGGUCAUAAAAAUUCCAUAUAUUCCUUUUUAAACUUAAAUUUUAAUUUGUAUACGAUUGGUACUAUUUAAGCAUGGAAGUUUUGCAUACCAUAUUUAUUCGGAUUAGUUUGAUAAAUUCUGGAUUCCAUUAUACAAUAAAAACUCCUAUUUUUAAAAUUCAUUUUAGUAAUGGCCAAUUUUGAUUUAAAAGGCUAAGGUUUGUCUACAUCGUUUUGUGAUUUGUCUGAAACUUUAUAGUACUGUUUUUUUUUUUAGUUGCACACGGUGACAACUGACUUAUGAUCUGUAUCUGUUAUUGAUGUAUAAAUAUUUUGCUUGUCUAUGAUGUAUUUAUAUUCAUGUUGCUUACUAUUACUUCAAUUGUAAAAGUGUAUGUGAAUCAUAAUAAAUAAAAUUCGGUUUAUAAUCUCGUCAA